AUGGCAAAGUACCUCAUCUCAAAGCUGGCCGACCCCUUUCUCGGCAUCGGCACCGGCAUCUUUUCCUACUUCCUCUGGGAAAUGGACGGCCGCAACCUCGAAUACCGCCCGCAGGGUAGGACCCUCGUCGAACUCGUUCAGAGGAGAAUCGGCAUCGCUCCCCCCAUCACUGCAGCGCAGCAGCACCAGCAACCGCAGUAG
This is a messenger RNA of Pseudozyma flocculosa PF-1, 201 nucleotides long. RefSeq lists its product as uncharacterized. Gene Ontology annotation, biological process: protein secretion. The record is from RefSeq and is a predicted model, not a curated record. The transcript has 2 exons. Lineage: Eukaryota; Fungi; Basidiomycota; Ustilaginomycetes; Ustilaginales; Ustilaginaceae. The coding region runs from base 1 to 201 and encodes 66 amino acids.